CAAGAGCCGAGGGAAACCAUCUGAUUAGGGCAGCUCCGCUCAGGAGCACAACUGGCCCACGCACACCCUGCACAGCAGGAAGGUGCAGCUAGACCUCGGGCGGCGGGUGGAGGGCGCACGGGGCCGAGGCCAUGUCCACCACCACGUGCCAAGUGGUGGGCUUCCUCCUGUCCCUCCUGGGCCUGGCGGGGUGCAUCGCCGCCACGGGGAUGGACAUGUGGAGCACCCAGGACCUGUACGACAACCCCGUCACCUCCGUGUUCCAGUACGAGGGGCUCUGGCGGAGCUGCGUGAGGCAGAGCUCAGGGUUCACUGAGUGCAGGCCCUACUUCACCAUCCUGGGCCUUCCAGCCAUGCUGCAGGCAGUGCGAGCCCUGAUGAUCGUGGGCAUUGUCCUGGGUGCCAUCGGCCUGCUGGUGUCCAUCUUCGCCCUGAAGUGCAUCCGCAUAGGCAGCAUGGAGGACUCUGCCAAAGCCAACAUGACACUGACCUCUGGGAUCAUGUUCAUCAUCUCAGGUCUCUGUGCAAUCGCUGGAGUAUCUGUGUUUGCCAACAUGCUGGUUACUAACUUCUGGAUGUCUACAGCGAACAUGUACACUGGGAUGGGUGGGAUGGUGCAGACUGUUCAGACCAGGUACACCUUUGGUUCGGCCCUGUUCGUGGGCUGGGUCGCUGGAGGCCUGACGCUAAUUGGGGGUGUGAUGAUGUGCAUUGCCUGCCGGGGCCUGGUGCCUGAGGAAACCACCUACAAAGCCGUGUCUUAUCAUGCCUCGGGCCACAAUGUCGGCUACAAGCCGGGAGGCUUCAAGGCCAGCACUGGCUUUGGGCCCAACAGCAAAAACAAGAAGAUAUACGAUGGGGGUGCCCGCACAGAGGAUGAGGUACAGUCUCAUCCUUCCAAGUACGACUAUGUGUAACUCCAAGACACCUCGGCAUGGGCAGAAGAACCCCCCCCACCAAUUAGAGUGCACUCGAAAAACAAGGAGAUUUUACCUUGACUCCUGAUUGCUUUUGACUCACAGUUGGAAGUUAGAAAAGCCUUGAUUUCAUCCAUGAAGAGGCUAGAUGGUCUGGGCCACAUGUCUCUGUCUCUAAUGCUCCAUCACAAAAACAGCCGAGUUAUCAGAUAUGAAUUAGAGGCUAUAGUUCACAGUUUCCAAUCCUCUAUUUUUUUUUUUUAAUUUAACCUUCUUCAUCUGAUGAUAGAAUGUGGUUUGAAUUCCUAUCAGACAAUAGCCCAUCAAUGAUCUAUUUCCCAACUCAUCCCCAGAACAAUUCUGAAAGGAAAAAAGGAGAGUCGAUCAAAAGACAUCAUUUUCUGCUAUUUGAUUUUAACCUCCCCCGCCAACCUGGCUACUAAUAACACUGAUUGAAGAAGAAGUGAUGGCGAAAGAGAUAUGUAAUGUCUCCAGCUCAUUAUCUGAGUUUUCUUACACUGUGAUCUUGAACAUUACCUGGACCAAAGUGAUUUCAGUUUGAAGAAAGCUCUCUGCUUUUGUUGGCAUCUGCUAAUUCCAGCAAGACACCCCCCAGGGGUCGCCUGACCUCUCCACUGCAGGGCAUCUUUCUGUCGCAGGCCAGAAAGUGUCCCUAGAAGAAUGAGGAAAGAUAUUUGUGGGUAAUCUGAGUAUAUUUGGUAUUCUAAAUAUAAUUAGAAUAAAUAAUAUAUUAGUGAAAUGAUACACUGUCUCUGUGAAUUAGCCUCACCCCUGCACUUGAAUAGAAGAAAAAGAAAAAAUAAUGGCUUUUGAUAUUGUCAAUAAGGACUUUGUAAAAUCGCACUUAAGUUUGAAUUCCAUGAAAUGCUCACUCAUCCGAAUUGUUUCCCUUGAGCUCUCCAGGACUGUGACGAUACAUGAUAAAUACAGUGUAACCCUGUAAAAACCAAAGGAUGAAACCUAGGGAGUGAGUUGAAACAAGUUCUUUUGAAAAACAAGAAAACGUGAUGACCCUGAAUGUAAUGUUACAUUUCCAAAUGACACAUGCCCACACUUGCAUGGCCAGAGGUCACAUACUUGGCAUUGUGGUUACCUUUGUUACUGUGAGAGCUCUUCCCUUCACUAAAUUUACCUACAAUCGUUGCCACAUUGGAUGUUCAAGAACCAAAAGCUCUUUGCAGCUGCACACCUUCCUGGUGUUCACAUCACUGCUGUAGGAAGCCUACACUCCUUCCAGGUUACCAGAAUUCUAUCCCGACACCAGAGCCAGAAUAGUUACCCUGGGAAUUAAGGUGGGGGGGGGGGGGGGGAAUCUCUCAAAUUACCUAAUCAGGGAGCAGCAGGCAAUGGGGGAAUCUCACCACUGGGUUAUUAUUUGGGGGAAAAAGUCCUCACAUCAACGUGCAUAUAAAAGUGGCCUCUAAGGAGAUGGUGAAUAUUCAUAGGGGGCUUCAGGUGGGACGGAUUCUGUCUGGGGAAAUGCAGAUCACAGCCCAUUCAACAGAAAGGAAUUUUGUUCACCAAUGGCCAAAACAAACUCAGAGACCCUGCUCACUGAGACAGCAAUGGUUUGAGGCUAUCUCAGAUAGAGUAUUCAUGGAACUCAUUGUCUGAGACGGGAUAAAGGAUGAAUAGAUAAUCAAGAAACAAACCAAAAAAAAAAAAAAAAAAAAAAACAACAGGGAUGGGGAAGACAAAACUGAACAACCUAGAGCAUGGAGAUUGUAAAGAGUUCUCAGUAUUUGACUUGAAAGCCAUGGGCACAAUGAGCUCUCCUUCCUACCACCAGAAAGCCGUGGUCAGGUCUGAGACACUGAGGUGUGUCUCAGGUGGGUUUUUAAUUAGCACAUUCUCUAUCCAACACGUCAUUUGAAAGCCUCUAUGGAGUUAGACUGUGCCUUGUAAUUUUGUUGUUGUUGUUGCUCUGUCCUAUUGUAUAUGCAUUGACUAUUGACCUGCAUGUUUUGUUAACUAUUAAAAAUACUAUGAUCUCACA
Molecule: messenger RNA, 2934 nt
Organism: Lynx canadensis (Canada lynx)
Lineage: Eukaryota; Metazoa; Chordata; Mammalia; Carnivora; Felidae
Gene: CLDN18
Product: claudin 18
Exons: 5
Coding region: 132-917 (261 amino acids)
Biological process (GO): bicellular tight junction assembly; cell adhesion
Cellular component (GO): plasma membrane; bicellular tight junction
Molecular function (GO): structural molecule activity
Source: RefSeq, a predicted model, not a curated record